Molecule: messenger RNA, 2305 nt
Organism: Anneissia japonica
Lineage: Eukaryota; Metazoa; Echinodermata; Crinoidea; Comatulida; Comatulidae
Product: probable flavin-containing monoamine oxidase A
Exons: 11
Coding region: 93-1676 (527 amino acids)
Molecular function (GO): oxidoreductase activity
Source: RefSeq, a predicted model, not a curated record
UUGCAUCAGCUACAAGCGGUGCUCGAGCUCAGUGUGAAGAGCUUACAACGUAUCUUUUCAUUGCAUUCGGCAUCGAAAUUAUAUAGAAAAAAAUGUCUUUAGAGGAAAAAAGUGCCUUUAGUAAUGUAGUUUAUGAAGUUGUUGUUGUUGGAGGUGGGGUGGCGGGCACAUCGGCUGCAUAUCGGCUUAACAAAGUUCUCUCAAAGAACGACGACCCGGGCGACGAGCGUAGCGCCGAUCAACUGGAACUUCAAGGUGGUAGCGGGGGUGUUGGCAAUGGGUGCAAAGUACUCUUAAUGGAGGCAAAGGAAAGACUUGGAGGCCGAACAUUGACAGAAAAAGUAAAUGUCGAAGGUGGGCAGGAAUUGUUUGACCUUGGUGGACAAUGGAUUGGAAGAACACAGCACCACAUCUUAUGGCUGAUGAAGGAGCUUGGGUUGGAAUACUACGAGCAGUACACAGCAGGGUCAAAGUUCCUACGGCUUAGUGAUGGCAAGAUCCGCAAAUAUAGCUCCAGUCUUCCAAAGCUCUCGUUUGUGGGGUUGCUUGAUCUAGGGUCAGUGAUGAUGCAGAUAAAUCGUAUGGCAAAGAAAGUUCCUCCUGAUGACCCUCGUAAAUGCAAGCAAGCCGAGGAGUGGGAUAGCAUCACAGUUAGCACAUUUCUGAAGAAGAAUAUGUGGACCAAAGAGGCUCAUGAAUCGCUUGAGAUUGCUAUUUCCAUAAUAUUUGGUACAACUCCGAAAGAACUUUCCCUGUUAUAUUUCCUUCAUAUUGCGAGUGCUGCUGGGGGCUGCGAAGCACUGGUAGAAACCGCCAAAGGAGGAGCGCAGGAAUUUCGCAUUAGGGGUGGUGCUCAGCAAAUCUCUGAAGUUAUAGCAGAGAAGAUUGGUUCAGUGAAUGUAUGGUUGGGCGAGCCUGUAAAACUUAUUGACCAAUCAAAUGAGGAGUUUGUAACAGUUGUAACCGAGUCUGGAAAAGAGGUGAAGACAAAAUAUGUGAUCGUGUCAGCUCCCAUUCAUUGUGUUGAAAAUAUUGUGUUCAAGCCAAGCUUGCCCAUGGACCGUCAUUUCCUUGCCCAAAGGAUGCCUGUUGGUCACCUACUGAAGUUCAUCGUCACCUACAAAAAAGCCUUUUGGAGAGAAGCUGGCCUGUCUGGCGAGAUAGUUAGCUUAGGUGGUGGCCCAGUCAUCGACGGUUGCGAUACUGGCCCCAUUCAAGUGGUCUAUGACGCGGUCACUGAUAAUGGAGCUCCUGCCUUGGUUGGCUUCUUUGCAAGUUCACGUCAAUGGCGUAAAAUUGAGGUGUCUGUAAGGAGAAAAGAGGUGGUAAAGCGACUAGUGGAAUUUUUUGGCCCCCAGGGUGGCGAUAUAAUUGAUUAUGCUGAUAAGGAUUGGUCAGAAGAGCCAUACAAUGGUGGAUGUCCAAUAAAUAUCAUGACAACUGGUGCGAUUACACUCUUUCACGAUGCCUUACGGAAGCCAUUUGAUAGAGUACAUUGGGCUGGUACCGAAACUGCCACUGUGUGGUUUGGUUACUUAAGUGGAGCUGUCCAGACAGGCCUAAGAGCAGCUGAUGAAAUUCUCAACAGAAUUGAUCCGUCAUUGACUCAAGAUGGCCUCCUGAAGUCACUUGACAAUAAGAGCCUUGUGCCUACAGACACUAUUGGCCAAGUUUAAAUUCUCAAAAGUAAUUCUUGACCUUAGGUCAAAUAUUCCUUGACCUCUGAAAGCGUUUAAAGCAGUUUAACUAUGCUGUUUAAAUGAUUUGAGUGCUUUUGUUUGAUGGAAAUGAAAAUACAGUAACAGGACGUACCUUGUUUGCCAAUAUACUUUUUAGGAGUGUUUUAAUUUACAACUAGUUACAACUGACCAUGUACAAGACAUUUAAAAAUAUGGAGCUACAGGAGCGUAAAUAGAAGCAUAAAUAGACAGGAUUGAUUUUCUUAUAUUUUGCAUCAAUUUUCGUUCUUCAAAUUUUAAUUAUACCCAUUUUAAUGGUUGAGGUGUUGCUUUCUUAAUGCACUUUAACCCAAGGCGCAGAUGCCUCUCCAUACUGCUAUAUUUUGUGAAUUGAUAUAUUUACAUUAUUUUAAUUAAGAAACACCAGAUAAUAAAUAAAUAAUAAAUUUAGUAGAAUCAUUUAUUAUUUUUACGUUUCUUAAAUGAAUUGUGAAAUUGUAUAUUAAUAUUGUUUUAUGAAUUAUUGAUUUUGUAGAUAUAUAUUGAAUUGUUGUACAUAAUUGAUAUAUUAACUUUUUAAUUGUAAACUUUGUAAGAUGUUAUUGCAUAAUUUAAUUCUUUCAUAA